GAAAUAAAUGCCGUGAUACCAAAUCUAAAAUUUGAAUGUGCAUAUUUUUGCAUAUUUCAUACAUUUUGCAGGAAUGUGCUUAUUUUUACGUUAUUGUGCUUAUUUUGCAUAUUUUGGAAAAUUAUCUAAAAUUUCAACCUAUCUAAAAAAGAAAAUAGUAAUGCAAUCUUAUGUACCUAUUUACUAUACACAACUCACAACUCUUCAUAAUUUUCGUGGUUAGAAAAUAUAAUGGCCCGUAUCGUAACAUUAAUAAUAUGUUGCGGUACGAGCAAUACGAUAAUUAUAUAAUGUGUUUAUAAAACGUUCUGUGAAACUAAAGGUAUUCCCGGUAAACAUUGUUCGGACGGCUGGCGGCCAUUAAGGCAAUAAUAGUUAUUUAAUAAUUUCGAUUAUUUGUUCAGUCCGCAACAUUUAUCCGUCGCCGUUGUAUUCGCCUGCGUACUUUUAAUCGUGUACAUUAUUUCGUAAACAUAAUAUUAUACUCGAAAUGGGGAAAGUAAAACAAUCCACUAGUGUGCGUUUGAGAAACUAUGUAUCUGAAUUUGGAUCUGAAAUAUUAUCUACUGAUAGGUUUGUAUUAUUUUGCAAAGUUUGUGAAUUAAUGAUUAAUUUCGAAAAAAAUUUAACGUAAGCCAACACAUUCAAACUAAAAAACACGUAAAAAGUGCCAAACGCCAAAAAUAUCAAGUUGAGAGGAAAUCACAACAACUGUUAACCAAUCAACCUACCAAAUCAGAUUUUAAUAAGGAUUUAUGCGAAGGAAUUGUGGCCACGAACAUACCGUUUAAUAAACUUUCAAACACAAUAUUUCGUUCAUUUUUAGAAAAACAUACGGAUAAAAGUAUUCCAUUUGAAGCUACCUUACGAAAAAGAUAUUUUGACGACAUUUACAACCAAGUAAUGGAUAAAAUGAGAAUUGAAAUUGGAAAUAAUCAAAUUUGGGUUACAGUUGAUGAAACAUGUGAUGUACAAGGACGAAGUUAGAAAAAAAAAAAAAUCAUAAUACUAUUUGUAAAGUCUUUAAUAAAGCAAUGACCAUUUUAUGGCCUAGAGAUAUUAUGUACAACAACGUCUUACUAUUCUUAUCCGAUGCAGCUCCUUACAUGGUAAAGGUCGGAUCAGUUCUCAACGAUUUAUAUACCAAAAUGAUACACACCACUUGCAGUGCACACGCACUUCAGCUGAAGAAAUUCGUGGACAAUUCAAUAGUGUUGAUGAGUUGAUAUCAAACAUGAAAAACAUUUUUCGUAAAGCCCCAUACCGUGUUGCUUUGUUCAAAUCGAUAGCUCAAGGAAUUAGAUUACCACCAGAACCUAUCUUAACACGUUGGGGGACAUGGCUCGAAGCCGCAAGUUAUUACUAUGAAAAUUUCCAAAUAAUAUGUAGCGUAAUCAGAUAGUAUUACAAAAGUAAAAUUAUGCUUACUGAAACCAACUUGGCUUAUAUCAAAAGUAAUUUUCAAGUCCUUACAUUGGCCAUUGUAAAAUUACAAACGAAAAACCUUCCAUUGGUCGAUUCACUUACUGCAAUUCAAGAAGUAAAAUCUAAAUUUCAAUCAUUAAAAGGAACUCAAGGAAAAGCAGUAUUUUUAAAACUACAAAAAGUUUUUGAAAAGAAUGAAGGUCUUAAAAUGCUGGAGAAAAUAUCAAACAUUUUAGAAGGAGAAAAUGAAAUUUCGGAUAUGAGUCAAUUUCCUGAAGAUUAUUCAUGCAACGAUUUUGUGUAUUUUAAAUAUGCACCGACCACUUCAGUGGACGUCGAAAGAUCAUUUUCAUCGUACAAUACUCUGCUAUCCGACAAUCGAAGAGAAUUUACAUUUGAAAACUUGCGGAAACGUUUAAUUAUUUAAUAUAACAAUGAAGUUGACGAAUAAAAUUCAAAAGCCACAAAUAUUCAAGAAACAAUCAGUUGAUUUUUUUAAAAAAAU
Messenger RNA from Sipha flava (yellow sugarcane aphid), 1930 nucleotides. RefSeq lists its product as uncharacterized. NCBI's taxonomy places the organism in Eukaryota, Metazoa, Arthropoda, Insecta, Hemiptera, Aphididae. The transcript is spliced from 2 exons. The record is from RefSeq and is a predicted model, not a curated record. The coding region runs from base 1421 to 1852 and encodes 143 amino acids.